AUGUUUCACCACCAUCAUCAAUAUUACAAUGUCAACUCUAAUAUUGAUAACUAUUCAACUUCAAUAAGGAGUGAAAGUUUAGACGAAAAUGAGAUGGAGUAUGAUGAUGAAAAUGAAGGAAAUGAUCAAGAUGAUCAAUAUGGUGAAGAUGGAGGCUCUGUUCAGCAUGUUGAUGCUAGUCUCUACACCCAACCAUCAUUUCAAGAUCUAGUUUCACAAUUUGGUUCACCACCGAGCUUCACUCAAUUGGUUCAACCAUCUCAACAACAUCCUAAUGAUGAAGCCCCUAUACCUUCAAAAAAAAGUUGGGAUUUGAUUGAAGAUAUUGCUUUUAUAUGUUCAGUCAUGAACACAAGUACAGAUCCAAUUGUGAGCACCAACCAAAAGAUAAGAGUGAGGUGGCAAAAAGUUAAGGAAGCUUAUGAAGCAACGAGGAUGGAAUGA
Messenger RNA from Amaranthus tricolor (Joseph's coat), 444 nucleotides. RefSeq lists its product as uncharacterized. The coding region runs from base 1 to 444 and encodes 147 amino acids. The transcript has a single exon. Lineage: Eukaryota; Viridiplantae; Streptophyta; Magnoliopsida; Caryophyllales; Amaranthaceae. The record is from RefSeq and is a predicted model, not a curated record.